AUGAAAUAUAGCACAGAAUCCGGGCGCAGUGGCCAAAAGAAGAAGUUUAAUUCAGAGAAGCCUUCUACAGAUGAUAAAAAAAGAAGAAAAGAAAACACAGAUGGGAUAAAGGAGAUUCAGGAAACUGCAAUUCCAAUAAAACCGGAAGACUUGCUUCCGCAGCGAGAUGUUCCUCUUGGAGACACGUCCUCCAGAGUGGCAAUACUAAAUGUAGACUGGGAGUCAAUUGGUGUGCAUGAAAUAUACAGAGUUAUAAAUGCAUUUGUCCCAAAAGGGCAAAUAAAGAAAGUUUCGCUGUACAAGACCAAGCUUGGAAGCAGGGAGAUGGCAGUUGAAGGGCACGAUGAGCUGGCAAUUAUGAAUCUUAAAAUAAAUGACGAGACACAGGAAAUGGAAAUAAGAGAGUACAUAAAAAAGAAAAUGAAGUAUUUCUAUGCAGUGGUAGAGGUAGAAAACGAAGAGAUAGGAAAAGAGCUCUACACUUCCAUUGAUGGGCAGGAGAUAGAGAACACGCAUAACUACAUUGAUGCUCGGUUUAUUCCCAGUGGAUUUGUCAUUGACGAUGAGCUGGUUGAGGAAAUCACACAGUCAACAGAGAAAAUUGCCAGAAUCCCAAUGAACCCGCUCUACAGUACAAAGCCGCAGCUAAGAUGGGAUGAGGACCCAGUGCGGGACAGAUACCUAAAGGAUCUGUUUGUCAACGAAAUUGACCUUGAUGUAGCAGACAAUCUCAUAGAUGCGUCAGAUGAUGAGGAAAAGCAGAAAUACUACAAGAAGGCCAUGCAAAUGGAGAUUCCACAGCAAAAGAGCGAGGAUGAAGACCAGUUGGAGAGCAUAAAAGAGCCUGUGGAAAAGAGCAAGACUCAUAAUAAGUCUGUGGACGAUGAAGACAUUGCAAUGGAGUCAAGUGGCGAUGAGGAGAUGGAAGAGAGCAGUGAGGCAGUUCUGGUUGGCGACGACAAGCGGUUUGCAAAGGAAAACAACCCAGACUUUAAUAUUGAUAAAACACAUCCUGCAUACAUCUCCAAACAGAAGAAAAGAAAAGAGCAUAAAUAA
This is a messenger RNA of Nematocida ausubeli, 1056 nucleotides long. RefSeq lists its product as uncharacterized. Lineage: Eukaryota; Fungi; Microsporidia. Gene Ontology annotation, biological process: rRNA processing. The record is from RefSeq and is a predicted model, not a curated record. Gene Ontology annotation, molecular function: RNA binding. Bases 1 to 1056 code for a protein of 351 amino acids. The transcript has a single exon.